GAUUCAACCAACGUGGUGGUUUACUAGCGAACAUUAAACCUAAACAUUGAAGCGUUUAAGACAAAUCUUGUGUAUAUUACCCUUUCUGUUUUAAACACAACUCUGUUUACAUAUCUACUCGUUCAUUGAAACGUAGAUUGCUUGUUAAAUGAGCUAAUGUGGUAAAUUGAUACUGCACGAGGCUAAUCGCCCGGAACAUGAGCUCACUGAUCUCGACGGAGAAAGAAGCUCUGAUGAAAGGAGAGGAAGAAGCUUUCAGGAUGAAAAGGGAGGAAGAGGAGGCUAUCACAUUGAAAGAACAAGAGGAUGAUAUUACAGUGAAAGAGGAAGAUGGGAAAGAGGUUGUGGAAGAGGAGGAGGUAGAAGCUUUCAGAAUCAAAAAGGAGGAAGGUGCCAUAACAUUUAAAGAAGAGGAAGAACCUUUUGGAGUAAAAGAGGAAGAGGAGGCUAUCUCAAUUAAAGGGGAGGAGGAAGACGUUUUGGGAGUGAAAAAGGAUGAGGCUGAAGAUUCGAUUAAGACCAGAGAGAGACAUGACUAUCGUGGAUCCUCUGGGGAGCCUCAACAACAUCCUGAUGCUGACGAGGCAGAGAAGAGUCUCUCCAGAUCAGAACACCAGAUGGACAACGCUAGCCCUUCCUCCCUCCCGGAGUCCCCGUGUCGUGCCUCUCCCGGUAGCACCUUACUGCUGGGUAUGAAGAGGUUGUCUGUGCUGCUGGUGGACUGCAGGAAAACAACGGGGCUGAGUGGAACUGUGAGAGGAGGAGAAGAGAUGAAAGGAUCAGAUUUGACUCAUCAAAGAGAGAGACAUGACUAUUGUGGAUCCUCUGGGGAGCCUCAACAACAUCCUGAUGCUGACGAGGAAGAGAAGAGUCUCUCCAGAUCAGAACACCAGAUGGACAACGCUAGCCCUUCCUCCCUCCCAGAGUCCCUGUGUCGUGACUUACUGGGUAUGAAGAGGUUGUCUGUGCUGCUGGUGGACUGCAGGAAAACAACGGGGCUGAGUGGAACUGUGAGAGGAGGAGAAGAGAAGAAAGGAUCAGAUUUAACUCAUCAAAGUAAGUGCUGGAGUUUAGUUUGAACAAAUAAAAUAGAUCUUCCCACUGGUAUCUGUGACCAGGACAACCAGCAGACUUCUGUUGGUUGACAGGAAGAUAGAUGGUGGAAAUGGAUGUUAUGAAUAUCAUAACACUGUCAAUGAAAAGAGAGAAACCAAUAGACCAUAUUAAACAUUGAUGAAAGUUAGCUUUAGAGAGAAAGUUUCAAGAUGAGCCAAUGUGAAGUGCGUGUUUUACAGAAACCUUUCCUUAAAACAUUAUGGAUGUUACAUUGCCUGUCCCAGUCAACCCCCCUAUCUUUACAAGACUGUUGAACAGGAAAACACGAUGGAGUCUUAAAGGAGGACUGUAGCAUCUAAUGAUGAAACAUUAUGGAGUCUUAAAGGAGGACUGUAGCGUCUAAUGAAACAUGGAGUCUUAAAACUUCUUAUGGCUAGCAGAGCGCGAAAUUCAAAAUCUUUUUUAGAAAUAUGUAACUUUCAUACAUUCACAAGUGCAAUACACCAAAUUAAAGCUUAACUUCUUGUUAAUCUACCCAUCGUGUCUGAUUUCAAAAGAGCGUUACAGCGAAAGCACACCAUAUAAUUAUGUUAGGUCAGAGCCUCAAACACACACAGCCAUUUUCCAGCCAAAGAGAGGAGUCACAAGAAGCAGAAAUAAAGAAAAUUAAUCACUAACCUUUGAUGAUCUUCAUCAGAUGGCACUCAUAGGACUUCAUGUUACACAAUACAUGUAUGUUUUGUUCGAUAAAGUUCUUAUUUUUAUCCAUCUCACUGCAAGUACUGUCAAAUCUGGUGCAGUUCAUGAGUAGAUGCAGUGCAGUACUUAACCCCCCCCCCCCUUUGUUCAGGGACACAUUAUUCCAUUUCAGUUCCGUCACAUGUCUGUGGAACUUGUUCAGUUUUGAAUGUUGUUGAAUCUUGUUAUGUUCCAAAAAAUAUUUGCACAUCUUAAGUUUGCUGAAAAUAAACGCAGUUGACAGUGA
Oncorhynchus keta (chum salmon) is the source of this 2041-nucleotide messenger RNA. RefSeq names its product cilia- and flagella-associated protein 251-like. NCBI's taxonomy places the organism in Eukaryota, Metazoa, Chordata, Actinopteri, Salmoniformes, Salmonidae. The record is from RefSeq and is a predicted model, not a curated record. The transcript is spliced from 5 exons. Bases 198 to 1079 code for a protein of 293 amino acids.